CAAAGGGGCGGGCGCUGUGUGCCGCGGUCAUGUGAGGAGGCUGCGGCGGUGUCAUGGCGGCGCCCUCAGAGACCGAGCGGCUGUUGGGCCGCGGGGCCGCGCACGGGAGCGCGGAGGCGGAGGAGGAGGAGCUGCGCCGCCGCCUCAAGUACUUCUUCAUGAGCCCCUGCGAUAAGUACCGGGCCCGCGGGCGGCGGCCGGUGAAGCUGGGCCUACAGCUGGCCAAGAUCCUGCUGGUCACUGUGCAGCUCAUCCUGUUUGGGCUCAGCAACCAGAUGGUGGUGACCUUCAAGGAGGAGAACACCAUCGCCUUCAAGCACCUCUUCCUGAAGGACUACGUGGAUGGCGCUGAGGACGCCUACGCCGUCUACACCCAACAGGAGCUCUAUGAGCGCCUCUUCUAUGCCGUGGAGAAGUACCUGGCCAUGCCCAACGAGACCAUCGGGCGCUAUGCUUACGUGCGCGGGGGCAACCGCUCGGCCCUGCUCUUGUGCCAGCAGUACUACCGGAAGGGCCGCAUCGACCCGGCCAAUGACACCUUCAACAUCGACCCCAACAUUGUCACAGACUGCUUGGGAGUGGACCCUGAGGACCCCCAGGCUCUUUCUCCAGAGCUGGAUCAGAGCUAUAGGAACUUCACCCUCAAGUUCCACAAGCUCAUCAAUGUCACCAUCCAGUUCAAGCUGAAAGCCAUCAACAUCCAAACCAUCAUCAACAACGAGAUCCCCGACUGCUACACCUUCACCAUCACCAUCACGUUUGACAACAAGGCCCACAGUGGCCGGGUGAAAAUCCGCUUGGACAACCGGGCUGACAUCAAGGAAUGCAAGGAUCCCAGCGUCUUCGGCCGAGGUGACAACUCCUUCAGGCUCUUCUUUGACGUCAUCGUCAUCCUCAUCUGCUCCUUGUCCUUCAUCCUCUGCGCUCGCUCCAUCAUCCGGGGCCUGCUGCUCCAGCAUGAGUUCAGCCGGUUCUUCCAGCGCCGGUACAACCAGAGCGUGUGCCUCUCGGACCGCAUGGAGUUUCUCAAUGGCUGGUACAUCCUGCUGGUCAUCAGUGAUGUCCUCACCGUCAUGGGCACCAUCAUGAAGAUUGGCAUCGAGUCCAAGAACUUUGCUGGCUAUGACAUCUGCAGCAUCCUCCUGGGCACCUCCACGCUGCUCGUGUGGGUCGGGGUCAUCCGGUACCUCACCUUCUUCCAGAAGUACAACAUCCUCAUUGUCACGCUCAGAGUGGCUCUUCCCAAUGUUAUCCGGUUCUGCUGCUGUGUGGCUGUCAUCUACCUGGGCUACUGCUUCUGUGGCUGGAUCGUGCUGGGUCCCUACCACGUCAAGUUCCGGUCCCUUUCCAUGGUGUCUGAGUGCCUCUUCUCCCUGCUCAAUGGGGAUGACAUGUUCGUCACCUUCGCCGAGAUGCAGCAGCACAGUUACCUGGUGUGGCUCUUCAGCCAGCUCUACCUCUACACCUUCAUCAGCCUCUUCAUCUACAUGGUCCUCAGCCUCUUCAUCGCCCUCAUCACCGGCUCCUAUGAGACCAUCAAGCACCAGUGCGAGGGGGAGCCCCCCGUGUCCCAGCUCCACACUUACAUUGCCCAGUGCAAGGACAGCCCCAAGUCGGGCAAGUACCGGCGCGCCAGCACCGCAUCCUGCUCCAUCUUCUGCUGCUGCGAGCGGGCUCCUCUGCCAGACAACGCGCUGCUGGUGAACUGAGGCAGGAUCCAUUGGGAUACCAUGGGGACAGCAUGGGGACCAUGUCCCUUUGCUCCCCUCUGCUUUUAAGGUCUUUUAUAGCUGCUUUUAGCACCCAAAGCAGGGCCAGAGAAGGGGGGGGGACACAGAAUGGAUGCUGAUGACCCCAUUAUUCCCGACGGAACUCAUUGGAGGAGGUUUUGGGAUCGUUGGACCUCAUUGGAGGAGGUUUUGGGAUCGUUGGACUUCAUUGGAGGAGGUUUUGGGAUCGUUGGACCUCAUUGGAGGAGGUUUUGGGAUCGUUGGACCUCAUUGGAAGAGGUUUUGGGAUCGUUGGAACUCAUUGGAGGAGGUUUUGGGAUCGUUGGAACUCAUUGGAGGAGGUUUUGGGAUCGUUGGACUUCAUUGGAGGAGGUUUUGGGAUCGUUGGACCUCAUUGGAAGAGGUUUUGGGAUCGUUGGACCUCAUUGGAGGAGGUUUUGGGAUCGUUGGAACUCAUUGGAAGAGGUUUUGGGAUCAUUGGACCUCAUUGGAGGAGGUUUUGGGAUCGUUGGACCUCAUUGGAAGAGGUUUUGGGAUCGUUGGACCUCAUUGGAAGAGGUUUUGGGAUCGUUGGAACUCAUUCAUGGCCUGAGUUGUGGCCGUGCUCAGUGUGGGCUUUGCCUCCUGCUCCUGGGGUAGGGGGGAAUAAAGAGCCCUGGGAGAUGAA
This is a messenger RNA of Melopsittacus undulatus (budgerigar), 2397 nucleotides long. RefSeq names its product mucolipin TRP cation channel 1. Lineage: Eukaryota; Metazoa; Chordata; Aves; Psittaciformes; Psittaculidae. Gene Ontology annotation, cellular component: plasma membrane; lysosomal membrane. The coding region runs from base 54 to 1709 and encodes 551 amino acids. The transcript has 14 exons. Gene Ontology annotation, molecular function: NAADP-sensitive calcium-release channel activity. The record is from RefSeq and is a predicted model, not a curated record.